AUGGUUGAGGCGGUCAACGGCGUCAUCCCACGUUGCCGUCUUCUCGGCGCAGAGGUAGAGGCGGUGCUCGCCAAAGAGAAUGCCGAUGGACUCCACCCAGGUGAAGUCGCGGGUCAUGUCGGCGCCUCUCCGACCGAUGAAGUGCUCGUAUAUGUUGAGGUGGGCAUCGGAAACGAGGCAGAAGUCGCGGUCCUUCUUGCCGUGGAAGUAGAAGGUGAUACCGUCCGCUCCGACAAACCUGUGGUUUUGGCAAAUUGCACCCGGAACAUUGCAUCCUGCACCCGCCAAGAAGCAACCAGGUAG
Molecule: messenger RNA, 303 nt
Organism: Spirodela intermedia
Lineage: Eukaryota; Viridiplantae; Streptophyta; Magnoliopsida; Alismatales; Araceae
Source: the annotation of a GenBank genome assembly